AUGGGCAAGAAUACCAAAGCGAACGAUGUAGCAACUCCUGUUCAUCGACAAAUUGAUAUCCUCUAUCGUCAAGCUUACAGCUGCAUCUAUCCGCUUUUAAGCGCAUCUAGUGAUUUUGAGCGUCAGAUGAGUUACUUCAUUUGUCGCCGAUGCGUAAAUCAAAUGCUCCAUCUGGCUAAGAAAUCGCGCGUUCGUCUGUCCCCGGUAAUGCGUCGAUCAAUCUGCCGCGGCUGCCAUCUCAUCCUUGACUCCCGAACAACUGGUCGUCUCCGGUUCCACAAAACAGGGAUUGUGAUAAUCUGUGAUGUCUGCGGAACGCGAAACCGAACCCCUCUUCAACCCAAUGCCUCCUAUCGGCCCUCAUAUUUUGAAAGAAUGCUUCCCGAUUCCAAAGUGAUGUUUAGGCAUCUUUUCCAUCAAGCCCUCAGAGUGCCUCGAAGGCACUCCUCCACAACACUUACAUUUGACCCAAAGCAUUUAGAGGUUCUGGUUUGUCCUCUCAGUAAGAAACCGCUCAUACUAGACAAUGAAAGGCAGCUCCUCAUAAACGAAGAACUUGGCCUAGCAUACCGCAUCAUCGACGGAAUCCCCAAUCUCAUCCCUGAAGAAGCCUUGACAGAUUUCUAA
Molecule: messenger RNA, 627 nt
Organism: Echinococcus granulosus
Lineage: Eukaryota; Metazoa; Platyhelminthes; Cestoda; Cyclophyllidea; Taeniidae
Product: Protein preY
Exons: 4
Coding region: 1-627 (208 amino acids)
Biological process (GO): RNA processing
Source: RefSeq, a predicted model, not a curated record